UGUCAAGGCUUCCAACUGACUCGGUUGCAAAGCUCUCCAUUGCGGAGAACAAUGGUUCAUCGUCUGCGCCUUCUGGAGCUAGGCAGCCCAAGAACAAGAACAAAGGAAAGGCGAAGGCGGAAGGAAACUCCGGCAACUCUCAACCACAACCAAAGAAGAGUGCCGGCGGAGCAGGUGGUAGUGGUGGUUCAAAACCCAACCCCUCGAAGAGUGCGAAGUUACGUGGGAUGGAGAAGGAUGCUCCUGAAGUGCGCGUUUCGAAAACUGUUUCUUGGCUUCUGCGGCAUGGAGCACAGGGUGAAGGCCUUGCGAUGCGGAAAGAUGGGUAUGUCAAGGUGGUGGAUCUAGUCGAUAACCCUAAGCUGAAAGCUCUGAAUUUGGACCUUGAGGCUAUCAAGAACCUCGUACGCGCUGAUGCGAAGAAGAGAUACGAUCUAGUGCUUGAGAGUCCAAACGGCGUCAAGCUGGAGAUAAUUGGUGCUGAGCCUGUAGCUGUUCCUCCCGUAGAAGUGGGUGUAGGCGCUACGGCUGAAGGCGUCGCGACAUCGUCUUCAGAGGCAGCGGGAGAUAAAAAGGACGGUGGAUGGUGGAUUAAGGCGAAUCAAGGGCAUUCUCUCAAGGCUGUAGAGCUGGAGCUGAAACCUAUCACUUCGAUAAAGGAUAUCCCGACUGGGAUCGCCGUUCAUGGGACAAAUCGAGAAGCUUGGAAAAUUAUUUGUUCUGAAGGUCUAUCGAAGAUGAAGAGGAAUCACAUCCAUCUCGCCCAGAACGUCGCGGGAAAGAACGUUGUCAGCGGAAUGCGCACCUCCUCACAUAUCCUCAUUUACAUUGACGUGGCGAAGGCUCUGAAUGCUGGAAUCAAGUUCUGGAUGUCAGAUAAUGGCGUGGUUCUGACGGAAGGGAAUGAGCGGGGAUAUCUGCCUAAAACGUUCUUCGAGAAGGUGGUCGACCUAAAAUCAGGAGAAAUACAUGGCUGGGAGGAAGCCUGAU
This is a messenger RNA of Cyclocybe aegerita, 990 nucleotides long. NCBI's taxonomy places the organism in Eukaryota, Fungi, Basidiomycota, Agaricomycetes, Agaricales, Hemipholiotaceae. The record is from the annotation of a GenBank genome assembly.